GGGUGUUCGCUAUACAAGGUCUUGAAUCAGGUCACAAUCUUAACUGAUACGAUAUCUAGAUGAAAUGCUCGGAUGCAUCUGUGUUAACUUUUACUAUUAUUUUUUUUGUAAUACUUUUCCUAUUUAAUAUUUUUUGUUUCGUGCAUUAGUCUAAAAUAAACAUUUCUGAUAUAGGAAGUUUUUAAUCAAGUUUGCAGGUCCUCUCUCAAAACACACAGUAGGAAGAAAUAAAAAAAGCCUAAGUUGGCGUACACAAUGAAAACACUCAUAAGAUUGGUCAAGUUUAUUAGCUGAUAAACGCGCGAAUCAGAGGAUGGAGGCAGGAAAAUUAAAGCGGAUUUAUAUUCAAACCUUUUUGCUGACAGUUGUCUUGAUAACUCCAGCAGAUUUAGUUCCAGUCUCUAAUAAUAAUAAUAAUGGUUCUUCAAGUCUGGACUGCAACUUUGACAAUCAAACAACAUGCAGCUGGACCACACCAAGUUUUUCUUUGAUACCAUUUACAUUCUUAAGUAACCACAUUCAGGAUCACACCCAGUUGUCAAAACAAGGUCACCCACUUGUUGUUGAUACUAGCUACACACCACAAAAUACAACUUUACAUCUGCAGUCUGGAUUCAUGCCACCAACAACUAACCUGGUCUGUUUCACGUUUUGGUACCAUGUAGACAAAUCUGGGCUAUCAGACCUGUCAUUAUCAUUAAUCAAAGGGACAGCAACUCUCAACAUCUGGCAAGUAGACAAUGAAGUAGUAUAUCGUUGGCGUUCAGCAAAUGUUAAUUUGGCCAGUGAUGUCCCAUUUCAGUUGCUGUUUAAUGCCACUGCUGGUAAUAGGAUUUAUGGGAGUGUAGGUAUAGAUGACUUAAAAUUGAAUAUGGGACCUUGUGCUAGGAAAGAUGUAUUUGAUUUUGAAAAUGGCUACCAAGGUUUCACAAGAAUGUAUGAUAAUUCGUUUGACUGGAUGCUGAAGGGCGGGGGAGAGACCAGAGCCAGAAAUGACCACACGUUAAUGUCACCAUAUGGUAAACUUCUGUAUGCUGACAUGAAGAACCAGUCUAAUGGAUAUUCAUCUAGCACCAUUAGCAGUUCUUUCCCUCCUGCCAAUGAAGAAUGUCUGUACUUCUGGUACAUGAAGCUUGGUGGAAACCUGAGCACAUUUCAAGUCUUUGUCAAUCAGGAAAUACAAGGGGCUGGCCUUGAACUGCAGAAUAUCUGGGCAGUGAAUGAGCCUGCUAUCAGCUGGACCAAAGUAUUUCUUGACAUUUCCUCAAAUGUACCUUAUCGGAUAGGUUUUCAAGUUAUGGUUGGCAGUGAUCAUUCAAACGAUGAAGUUUUCCUGGACGAUGUUAAAUUCAGUACUGUGCCAUGCCCACAAAAACUGGACUGUGACUUUGAGGGCAGCUUUUUGUGUGGCUAUCAGUCGUCGAAGACAGGAGACAUUUUCUGGCACAUUCUGAGAGCUGAUGAUCCGAACAGUGUUAUACCAAUUGACCAUAGCACACAGUCACGCCUAGGAUCCUAUAUGCAAGUCAACUUUCCUGCUACACUGACCAGCACUUUGAGCAUUGAUCUUGUCAGUCAGCCUAUACCAGCCAUUGAACGAAAAUGUUUGACCUUUUGGUAUGCUAGUCAAGGAACAGGUAAUUUAAGAAUUUUACUUAUCACUGAGUCCUACCAGAACAUGCUACUGCUGAAAGCUGUGAUUGAUGAUAUGAAAGACAAAGGAGAACGAACAUGGCAUUAUCUAGAGACGGACAUCACAGAUGUGACGGAUAUGUUUAAUAUCACAUUCCGGAUUGAAGGCUUUCCCUGGUCAUCCUUUGCUAUUGAUGACAUUCAAGCCAUCUCAGGCUCAUGUGGUCAGCUUCACAAUGGAACCAAUAACACGAAUGCAGCAACAGGAACUGGUCUUGAUCCAAAACAAAUUAUAUUGGGCUGCGACUUUGAAGAUGGCUCACUAUGUAACUUCACAAAUGAAGACACAAGGGGCUUUGAGUGGAAGAUUUUUUCUAGAAACUCUACACAUACCAAAGGAACUGGAUUAGAUUUUGAUCACACUCUCAACAGUAAUUAUGGUAAGCAUAUUUACAUGGAUGCUAGUGGCAAGCAACCAUCCUCACUGGCUUACCUUAAGACAGGUAACUUCACAGGUUAUGCUCCCUGUGUCAGCUUCUGGUAUGGCAUGGCAGGGAUAGAUGUCAAUAGGCUCAUAGUUUAUGUUCGACAGCCAGGCCAAUAUGACAGUAUCAUUUGGACAAAAUCUGGCAACAUUGGCCAACGCUGGAACCACCAGAUGCUUCAGUUGACUGCGACAUUUAAUGACACGGGUAGCAUGGUGCCGAUGCAGGUUAUCUUUGAAGGCGUAGUAGGUCAGAGUUCAGUAAGUGAUAUUGACCUGGACGACAUUUUUGUAUACAACCAAGACUGUCCACCCAGCGAUUUCUGCGAUUUUGAAGACAGUACAUUGUGCAAUAUAGACCAAGACAAUAUGGACAGUGGGAACUACAUCUUGUUUCAGAAAGCCGGAGACAUCAAAAACAGCUAUGCCCUGAGUUCGGACCACACAUAUCAAACUGGUGAAGGUCAUUAUGCCUUGGUGACAUUUAGUGAUGUGCGUACUGGGAGCAAGUCUCGACUUGUAUUUCCUAUGAUGGUCAGUGACAGUGUCCAGUGUCUAAACUUCUGGUUCUAUAUCAACAAUCUGCCAUCAUUCCCCGACUCACACAUUAUCCGAGUUCUGGCCAGAGAUGAGAGAGGUGUUGAGACAGUGGCCGCCAAACUGAGUGGACGGGACGCGGGUGACUGGACCCCAGCACAUGUUUCAGUUUCUCAUAUCAUCACAAAGAAACUACAGAUUAUAAUUGAAACUGAAGCACAUAGUGGAUUUGGAACCAUAGGACUUGAUGAUAUUCAGUUCUCCCCAGACGAGUGUUACAAUGUGGUGAACUGUCAGUUUGAAUCUGGCACUUUGUGUAACUGGCACCAGGACCUGAUGUAUCCCACUCCUCCCUGGCAAGCUGUGCACAAUGAGACCGACCCUGAUGGCUACUACAUGUCUGUGCACUUCACUGAUCAACUCCCAGAAAGACCCGCUGUGUCUGCUGUUGUUUCAGAGUUGACCCCAAACACCACUCUGGAAAAUUUUUGUUUUAUGUUCCGUUAUAAAAUCCUUGGCAGUAAUACUGACUUUCUCAAUGUCAGUCUGUUGGAUGUCACAAAACUAGAUCAAUCCAAUGCUGUUGUCCAGAUCUUUAGUACAUAUGGUAAUCAAGGCAACAACCAAUGGAAUAGGGCCUUUGCUCAGAAACCAGAUGGUUUUAAAGCUGCCUUUUUCAAGUUUGUUAUUGCUGCUACUUCCGCUAGUACUUCUGCUUCAGAUUUACAGGGGCAGAUAAUGGUGACUGACAUACAGUUGUCUCCUCACAAAUGUACAGAUGAAAGAAACACAACUUUCUUCUGCUCGCAAAACACAAAGAUAACUCUGGACAACGUUUGUGACUUCAGAAAUGAUUGUCCAGGUCCUCAGCAUGACGAUGAAAUGUAUUGCGGAGCCUGCAACUUCGAGUCCAACUUCUGUCAAUGGUUGGAUGAUGGUACGGGAUCAAGUCACUUUAUGCUGGGUCUAAACUUGAGCAGUACACAUCUUCCUGACAACAAUCAUGGCAGUGAUGGAGGUAACUACUUGUACAUUGAAGGCACACCUGACUCCAGCCAGGAAGAUAUUGAUUUAGUUCUAACUCAAGCUCUUGGUCCUUCCCCUCCAUCUUGUUACCUUCAUUUUCACUACUACGUGAACUCAGAGCCAAACAUUGCUUUGGGAGAUCUUUUGGUGGUGAUAGAAGAAAAUGAUGAAGAGACGAUAGUGUGGCGAGCUUUGCGAGUGACUAGUCCAGUCUGGCAUGAAGCGGAUGUCCCCAUCGACAACAUUCAUUCUCGCUUUAAGAUUCACUUUCGACUCAAAAACCUAGCCUACCAGCAGUAUGUAGCUAUAGAUGAUGUCAAAUUGAAUGGAUGCUCUUUUAAAGAACCAGCAGUGAACGUAACCUGUGAUGGAACUCAGUUCAAAUGUAAAAGCAGUGGAGCGUGUCUAGACUCGACUCUGCUGUGUGACUUCAAUCAAGAUUGUUUGGAUGGCAGUGAUGAGGAGGACAACUUGUGUAAAUCCUAUAUAAUGGAUGACUUUGAACACAGCCUUGGUAACUGGCUUCAAUCUUCUAACGAUGAUUUUGAUUGGUCACGACAUGAAGGCCAAGGGGUCAACUUGUAUAAUGGUCCAAGAAGAGACCACACUUUAGGAACUCAUUUUGGUCACUACAUGCUGUUAGAGGCUAGUGGGCACAGGUCAGGUCAGACAGCUCAACUUUUAAGUCCUGUGUUCGCACCUACAGUACAGAGUGGAUGCUGGGUCAUGUUCUAUAUCUACAUGUUUGGACCAAACUCAGCAGACUUCAGACUGACCACUCGGGCAUCACAAACUGGUGCCCACAAUGUGUUGCUUGAGAUAAAUGAAGGAUUUAAAGAUACAUGGUGGAGUCAAAGAAUUCACCUUCAGUCAACAGAAAAUUUCCAGGUGGUACUGGAAGGCAUCACUACAGGAGUCUCCUCCCUUAACAUUGCAGUCGAUGAUAUUUCCUUUACACCACAAUGUCACUUGGCUGCCAGUCAGACUCUCCCUGUGGGCCAGCAGACAUCAACCCUACCCCCAAAGUGUCCAGAGGCUAUGUUCACCUGUAAUGCAGGCAGCGUCAAGUGUAUCAACGCCAGUGAAGUCUGUGACUUUGUGGCUCAGUGUGAGGACAGCUCUGAUGAAAGAGAAUGUGGUUCUUGCACAUUUGAAACAGAUGAGUGUGGCUGGUUUGAUGAGAGUAUAGGUAACAAGAUGUGGACCCUGGUCAAAGGUGGCUCUCUUGGAUCACCACUAGAUGACCACACCUUUGGAAUUCCUGGGGAAGGCUCGUAUGUGUCAGUGGUGGAUGGACUGGGAGAUUCUCAACUCCCUGCCCUAUUGGUAGGGCCAACAAUGCCUUCCAUGGGAGCUGAUUGUUCCAUGAAUGUUUAUAUCCUCAAGGAAUCUGGAAACAUCAAUGGAACAAUUGAAUUAGGACUCCGGGAUGGAAAAGAUCCAUUUAAAACUGUUGUCACAUCAGUCCAAGUUAAGUUUGGACGUGGUCACCCUGUAGGACAGUGGUCAAAGUAUUCAUACCACAUUGGGUCACUACCUGCAGGCUAUCAGGCCUUUAUUCAGGCAGUGAAUGUCACCUCUAGACAGCCAGGCUUGACUUUCAACAUUGAUGACAUUGUCUUUGAGAACUGCCAACAGAACGCUACAGCAAAUAUCUCCAGUGUCAACUGUGACUUUGAAAGUGGCUGGUGUGGCUACUUUAAUAACUACUCACAGAACGGGCAGUGGUUGCUGGCCAACAAGGACAUGACCUUGACCAAAGUGGGACCAGAACAUGACCACACUACAGGCAGUGGUUACUUUGCUUAUGUUAAUCUGGAGUCUGGCUACAGGUACAGAGAAGUGACUGGCCAGCUCGUAACAGGCCUGUUAGAUCCUGGUACCAUGAGAAACGGAUGUCUGUCUAUCUUCUACCACACAUUUGGUACAUUGAUUGAACUGGAUGUCUACAUCAUUCAGGGCGGCGUCUCUCAGCGCCUUUUUACCCAGUCACACACAGAGGACUCGUGGAAGCUUGGACAGGCUAGCAUCACGCCCACGGGACUUUUUCAAAUUUCAUUUUUUGGUAAAGGGACAAUGACUCAAUUCUAUGGACAUAUUGCUUUGGAUGACAUCACACUGGACAGUGGCCCAUGUCCAGCCACAAUGGAAUGUAACUUUGAACUGGACAUGUGCGGCUACUAUCAGAGCACCACUGACCAACAAGACUGGUCAAGGAUACAGGCUAGCUCUGUCUCUGAAGGUGACCCAACGGUUGACUAUACAACAUGGACUCCUGAUGGUCAUUACAUCAAAAUGAGUGCUGGAACUCCUGGUGACCACUCUGUCCUGAUCAGUCCAUUGUACUCUGGUCAGUCUGGACUCAAGUGUCUCACCUUCUGGUACUAUGUAGAGCUCGGCAAGAAUGCCAGCAUGGAAGUUUUUUACUGGCCGAAUGGAUCGAGAGAUCAUAGCAGCAGCAUUUGGACCAGUGUUGGCUCAUUCCCAAGAUGGGUGUUUGCCCAGUCGACAGUCAAUGUCACUUCCCAGUUCAAGAUUAGUUUUGAAGGUAGAGUACCUCUCUUGGGGGCAACUAGCUUCAGUGUAGAUGACAUUCACAUUGAAAAUGGACAGUGUCCACCAAUUGCAUCCUGUGAUUUUGAAAGAGAUUCCUGUGGAUUCACAACUGAUCUUUAUUAUUGGUUACGAAGUCGUGGUCAGAUGGGUCCUGGAGAUCCACCUGUUGACCACACCACAGGCACCAGCAAAGGUUUCUUUGUGUCCUUGUACAUCAAAGAUGCUUUCCAUGGAGGUCAGUUUGAGCUGCGCAGCCAGUGGAUAAAUGCUACUCAUCCAGUGUGUGUGUCUUUCUGGUACUACGUGAGCUCAGCCAGUGCUUCAUUGUUUAAUGUCCUUGUGUCGACAUCAUCUCUGGAGGAUCCAUUAGACAGGCAGGCAGUGUAUAAUCUGACAGCCCUACAGUCAGACGAGUGGCAGAAAGUCCAAGUCACUAUCACAAAAACUGAACCUUACUAUUUUGUCAUAGCUGGAGUUGUAGUCCAGUCCAAGGAUGGAACUCUGGCUCUCGAUGAUGUGUUGGUCAGUGAUGGAACUUGUGAUCAGAGAAUCAUCUCCACCCUGCCUCCCCCAGAGACGAAAACUUUCCCUCCUAGCUCCUUAGACUGUACCUUUGACUCACUGUGUCAGUGGACCCAGAGCAGCAGCGACAACUUUGAUUGGAUGAUUACGUCCAAGAGUCCAUUCAAGUUUUCAGGAAUGUCCUAUGACCACACAAGUGACAGCUCUCAAGGUUCUUUUAUCAUGACUAAUCCAGCCACUAAAGUCAGUGGUCAGUUUGCUCAGUUGGUCAGCCCAGCAUUGAAUGACCUCAGUAAGGGUCUUUGCUUCAAGUUUUGGUACUUUAUGUCAGGUCCAUCUGCUGGGAGUUUAAACGUCAAACUAUUGAAAGACAGUCAGACUGCCAGGUUAUUAUGGCAUAGGGAUGGUGAACAAGCAGAGGAUUGGCUGUAUACUAAUAUUUAUGUUUCACCUGAUGAACUGACCAGUGGUCAGCCCAAAGUGGUCAACCUGGUCCUAGAAAACAUAUUAGCCAGUGAAUACCCAGAGGACAUAAGAAUUGAUGAUGUUUCAGCUAACUCUGGUCAAUGCUGGGAAGAAAUGAAACAUUGUGACUUUGAGAGUACAGACCUGUGUGGAUUUACUCAAGAUAGUUUGGAUAAUGGAGACUGGAUUUUGUCUCAAGGCCAAAAUGCAUCCAAUACUUCAAUUCCAGGUCCACUAAUAGAUCAUACAUAUGGUACACCAUAUGGGCAUUAUCUCUACAUACAAGGAUCCCAGUUCAAGCCAUUAAACAGGGCUGGUGUGAUAUCCAAAACUCUUGGACCUGUUCAGAGUAGCUGCCUGAGAUUCUACUAUCAUAUGUUUGGAGAUAACAUGGGUACCUUAUCCGUUAAACGCCUCACAGAAGAAGGGGAUGUCACCCUGAUGUGGAGCAGGGGAGGUAACUCAGGGGACACUUGGAGAAGUGCGUACGCAGCUCUAGAAUCGGGCAUCAGCUUUCAGCUUGCAUUUGAAGCAGUGGUCAAGUCCAGUCAGCAGGGAAACAUUGCAAUUGACGACAUUAGUAUCUUGAACACCGCCUGUCCUCAGCCAGCAUCAUGUGACUUUGAGACUGACCUUUGCUCUUACCAGAAUGUAAAAGACGCAGAUGACUUUGACUGGCUGCGUCACAGCGGUCCUACUUUGAAUGACGGCACUGGGCCAUCCAGAGAUCACACCACUAACACAUCCAAUGGUCAUUAUAUCUACACUUUGAAUGUGCUAAGGCAUCAUGGGAAAUCUGCCAGACUUGCGUCUGAAAUAUUACCGCUAACUGAUGGCAGUUGUUUGAGCUUUUUUUACCACAUGCAAGGUCAAGGAACUCUGUUAAUCUGGCUGGACUUCAACAUGAAUCAUCUCCUCUCCACCAUUACAGAAAACACAGGUGACCACUGGAAGCAGAAGUCACUCAACAUCACCACUGACACUGAGUUUGUCAUUAUUUUUGAAAGUCAGAUUCUGAUCGAUGGUCAAGCUGACACAGCCGUCGAUGACAUCAGCUACACGCCAGGCUUGUGUACAAGUACGCAGGAGCCGCAAAUGUUUGUGUGUUCCGAAGAUGGAAAAGCCAUUGAUUUGAAUAAAAGGUGCAACUUUAUUAAAGACUGUCUGAAUGGCUCAGAUGAAGUCCAUUGUGGCAACUGCUCCUUCCAAAGUGACCUAUGCGGCUACAGAGAAGUGAGCAAAGGCAGUUUCCACUGGGUCAUUGCCAGCAAUCACACAAUGAAACAUUCGUCUCUAACCAGCGGUCUGGGCUAUGACCAUACACUGAAUUCUCCCUAUGGCAAUAUGCUGUUUGUUGACAGUCUAAGUGGUAGAGACAUGGCCGUAGCAAUCCUUGAAUCACCGCUACUUCAGACCUCCUACAAAACAUGCCAGUUAGAGUUUUAUUACAAGUUUUCAGAGCCUCUGGCUGGGGAAAUCUCUGUGGGGUUGAAGUUUGAUUGGUCCACUGGUCUCUUCCCAACAAGCUUCUCUCAGAAUCGAGUGUACAAUCUGGACUCCUGGCAUCUGGCUCAGGUGGACAUUGGUUACGUGGCAGACAGUUUUAACAUUCUCAUCCUGGCCAGGAAAAGUUUUCUGAGCCGAGGGACCAUAGCCAUCGACGAUAUUAGUCUGGUCAACUGUGGACCUCCUCCCCCUUCACCUCUAGUGUGCUCGCUGUGGUCAUCCCAGAUGCCUGGCUUUCAGUGUGCCAAUGGCUACUGUGUGGAUCAGAAAGUUGUCUGUGACCUGACCCAGGACUGUGGAGAUGGAAGUGAUGAGAAGACUUGUCAGAAUGUCAAGGCCUGUGACUUUGAGAACUCGCUUUGUGAUUGGAUUCAAGAGUCCAGCACUGACUUGUUUUGGAGAUUUGGUACUGGCGUCAACCAUGACACACCAGUGUCCAGAGAUCAUACUCUGGGGAUGGCUAGUGGUCAUUACAUAUAUACCAGUUACUCACCAGGGUUGAGCUUUCAAGUAAGGAGCAAGGCGCGACUUGUCAGUCCUGUGUUCCAAGCCUCGGCAUCAAAGACAUGCCAGCUGACUUUGUAUUAUUACAUGUUGAAAAACUUAAACAACAGCUUGACACUGAGUGUCAGUCUUAGGACAGCCCAAGGUGGCUAUGAGACCAAACUUUUCUCCCAUUCAAGGGGGGACUUCACCGGAUGGGAGCGCUACGUCAUCCCCAUUAUUUCCCCUCAAAACUUUCAAUUAACUCUUGACGUUGUUCCAGGAACAGGAGCCAAGGCUCAGGCGAUAGUAGCCCUAGAUGACCUGGUGUUUAGUUCUGGAUGUCAGGCUGUUUUUACCCCACUUCCUACUCCUGGCUACACUCUAACCACUCAGCCUGUGACACCUUUCCGAUGUUUGAGCGGUCAGCACCAGUGUCCAGAUGGGAAGUGUAUACAGGCCAAGUUUGUUUGUGACUUGAAACCAGACUGUGCUGAUGGGUCAGAUGAAACUGAUUGUGGGGCAUGUGAGUUUGAAACUGGAGCCUGCGGCUGGUACUCAACAAGUACUGGUAGUCUAGACUGGGCUCUGACUACACCAGAUGUCAUGGGAAAAGUAGGUCCAACAGUGGACACCACUUACAACAACAGUACUGGACAUUACCUCUAUAUUAAACCAGCCUAUGGACUUGGUGUUUCAGCUGCCAUGAUGACCAGUGGUCCUCUACCUCCUAUCAUCGGAGCAUGUACGAUAACUCUGGAGUACUAUGGGAACCCAUCUAUUUCAGGACACAUGUCUCUGUUGAUUAAUGACCAGGGAUCAGCCAUUCCUUUGAUGACAGUUCAAGUUGACCAGGCUUCAUCAACAGGAUGGCAGCUAAGAACUUACAGUUUUGUCAAAGAUGUGGAUGAAGGCUCUCAACUAAUUCUCAAGUUUGAUGCUGAUAACAUCAAUGGUUCUCAAAACGUCGCUGCUGUAGACAGCAUUAAAUUUCAUGGAUGUUCAAAGCAAGAAGAAGUUGUCAGCUUAACCUGCGACUUUGAUUUUAAAAAUUUGUGCUCCUGGAAACAGUCUUCUAAGGAUGUAUUUGACUGGAUCUACUCAGGGAGCAAUGUCUUCACAUCUAAUGGUCCCAAGAGAGAUCACUCUUUUAUGGGCUCAGGGUAUUACUUACUGGCCAGGAGUCUCAACCGGCACCAAAAAGAUACCACAGGUCUACUAAGUCCUGAAUUGCCACCCAGCGGACCGAGCGGAAACUGCCUUAGUUUUUGGUACUUUAUGAAUGGAGCUGAUGUGGGUUCCUUACGAGUAGAAACAUAUAGUGAUCAAGUCAAUAACAUUCUAUAUGAACGAGUGGGAAGUUCACCCAACCAUUGGAUCCAAGCUUUAGUCCCUGUGAAGUCAUUGGACGCUUUUAGUCUAGGCAUCAAGGCAGAAGUGACCGGAGGCUUCAACGGAGACAUCGCCAUAGAUGACAUCCAGUUCAAAGAUGGCGCCUGCGCCUCGCCCAAUGAAUGUAUGUACGAAGAUAAUAAUUUCUGUGACUGGUAUGAGAAAGCAGGGGACACUAUCUACUGGGCUUUGGGAAGCAAGUCAACAGCAAUAGGAUCCAUUCCCCCUGUUGACCAUACAUUGGACACAGUCAAUGGUCAUUUUGCUUAUGUAGAGACUAUAACUCCAGGUACAGCUACUCUAAGAAGUACACUUCGGUUGACUUCAGCUCCGACUGCAACUCUCUGCGUACAGUUUUGGUAUCACAUGGUCAGUGUCAAUUCAACGCAACUUAAUAUAUCUGCAACGCUGCAAGAUGGUCAGACUAGAAAUUUCUUAAGUCUUCACGGACCAUCCGAUGAUCUUUGGAGAAAGGCCAGUGCUCCUAUCACACCCAUUACUGGGGUCUACGAGCUGCAAAUAGCUGCUGCGGUGCACGGAGGUGUUGGUCAUGUGGCCAUUGAUGACCUGCUCCUUCAAGAUGGUCACUGUCCAGCCCCUGGCACAUGCAGCUUUGAACAGGACAUGUGCAGCUUCACCCCCAUGUCCAGAGGUGGAGAUUUUGAGUGGGUGCUGCACUCAGAUGAGGCUGAAGACAACAGCUAUGUAUUCAUACAGGCCACUAACACAACGAACAUCAACGAUGCGGCCGCUCUUCUUAGUGAAGUCAUUAGCUUCAACCAGAUUAAGGUCAAAUGUUUGCAGUUCCGUGCCCAGCUCAGGUCGUCUCUACCCACCCAGCCCAGUUUACAGCUACACAUCUAUUCCAGAGACGCGUCCACCAGUUUAAGAAAUGAAAUUGAAACACUGAAGACGUUUUCACUAAAUAAAUGGACAGUUUAUCAGGUAGCGUUUGAGGUGCUCGGUGAUUUUGAGCUCUUCUUGGAGUCAGUCUACACAGGCCACUCUAUUGGUGGCCUGGCACUGGAUGAUAUUUCUUUGAAAGAUAACCCGUGUACCCCAACUACAGUCAGCCCAUCACAGACACCUAGCUCCUUGCCAGCCACAGAGCCAACUCAAAGGUGUGCUGGCAGUACGUCAUGCCAGCUUGUCCAAAACAGAUGUGCGCAGCAGUGUGAUGGAAUCAAAGACUGCACAGACGGCUCUGAUGAACUGAACUGCGUAGCCUUAACGGUAUCAACUUCAAAGUCAAUGAGUCAUGUGACCAACGAACAACAGAGUCAGAGUGAUGAGAGCAGUGAUUCCUGGAAGUUGCCAGUUGGUCUGGUGCUGGGUGCACUGUUUGGUACUGUUGUAACAGUUCUCAUAAUUGUGUUUAUAAGACGUAGAAGAAGAAUACCAUUCCAAGCAUUGGAGAGUGAACGGCUCAAUCAAACGUUAAGUAAUCCUGCCUUCAUGUAUGACACUGAUAAUCAGGGAAAGGCUGUAUCUGCAGAGAAUUUUCAUGACUUGAACAUCUAGUGGAUCAUAAACCUGAAACAGUUGUGACUGAAAUCAACGCUGACUCCCAACAUUAUCAUGGAUAAAAUCAACUUGACAGGGACUUAAAAACUGAAAGAUGAAAUCAAACUGACCUACUUGAAAUGAACUUUGCGAGCACUUUCACUAUUCAUUUUCACCAUUCAUUUUCACCAUUCAUUUUCACUAUUCAUUACAGAUUCAUAAAAUGCAGUUUUCACGUUUGUCUGCCUCUAUAGCUAAACUGAUUUCAUAAUCUACUGUCUUGUCCAUCUUGUAUAUAAAUUGUUAAAAUAUCAUUUUCUUG
Messenger RNA from Biomphalaria glabrata, 12428 nucleotides. RefSeq names its product MAM and LDL-receptor class A domain-containing protein 1-like. The transcript has 65 exons. Gene Ontology annotation, molecular function: protein binding. Gene Ontology annotation, cellular component: membrane. The coding region runs from base 314 to 12124 and encodes 3936 amino acids. The record is from RefSeq and is a predicted model, not a curated record. Lineage: Eukaryota; Metazoa; Mollusca; Gastropoda; Planorbidae.